Messenger RNA from Aspergillus clavatus NRRL 1, 1905 nucleotides. RefSeq names its product serine/threonine protein kinase CBK1. The coding region runs from base 1 to 1905 and encodes 634 amino acids. Gene Ontology annotation, biological process: peptidyl-serine phosphorylation; intracellular signal transduction. The transcript is spliced from 4 exons. NCBI's taxonomy places the organism in Eukaryota, Fungi, Ascomycota, Eurotiomycetes, Eurotiales, Aspergillaceae. Gene Ontology annotation, molecular function: ATP binding; protein serine/threonine kinase activity. The record is from RefSeq and is a predicted model, not a curated record.
AUGGAUCCCAACAAUAAUCGUCUUCACCUGAAUUUUGGGUUUAACGAUCGGAAUGGAUACAAUAAUGCAGCGGCCAACAACCGCGCAUACCCAACGACCCCCUCCGCCUUUCCUCAGCCGAUCUAUCAGAAUCAAGCCCCUCAGGAUUAUGUCAACGCUCAAAAUAAUGGCGGUUACAACCAGGGAUACUUCAUGGCCAACCCUUAUCCUCCCCAGUAUGCCCAGGCACCUUAUGGUCAACAGAAUUUGGCCUCCCCCCAACCCGCGUACCAGUCACGGAUGGCAUACAACGCCAACGACGGGACCAAUGGGCUCAUUCAGCAAUUCUCGAACCAGGACUUGAAUUCUCCGCGCACAGGUUUCUUCGGUCGUUCUGCGUCUCCUUCUCAGAGGCCUCGCACCGCCGGCUCUUCUGCCCCCGGACAGCAGCAACCGAGCCAUCUAGCCCCCCCCAUGCCUCGGAGUCCGCGAACCCCAGCUGAGAAUGAAGAGCUGCAGCGCUACCCCGAGCGCUACUCGGAAAAUGUUCACAAGCGUGGCAAGGCAGCAAAGGAGUUGGUGAAUGUGUUCUUCCAUGAAAACAUUGAACGGGCACGCGACCGCAACAUGCGUUCUGCUGAACUCGACAAGAUGAUCCGCGACCCCAGCAUCCCCAAGGAUCGGAAACGUCAGGAGGGGGAGAUUGCUGCACGGAAGGAGUCCAUUUUCCUCCGAUUCCUACGGACGAAGGAGACGCCGUCGAAUUUCCAGACCAUCAAGAUCAUUGGAAAGGGUGCCUUUGGUGAGGUCAAACUUGUACAGCGGAAGACUGAUGGCAAGAUCUAUGCCCUCAAGUCGCUGAUAAAAACCGAGAUGUUCAAGAAGGAUCAGCUGGCUCACGUUCGUGCCGAGCGUGAUAUUCUGGCUGACUCCAAGGACAACCCGUGGCUUGUGAAGCUGCAUGCCUCGUUCCAAGACAGUGCUUAUCUUUAUUUGCUCAUGGAGUUCUUACCCGGUGGUGAUCUGAUGACCAUGCUCAUCAAGUACGAGAUUUUCUCCGAGGACAUCACACGAUUCUAUAUGGCGGAGAUCGUCAUGGCUAUUGAGGCCGUCCACAAGCUUGGUUUCCUUCAUCGUGAUAUCAAACCUGACAAUAUUCUGCUUGACCGCGGCGGUCAUGUCAAGCUCACCGAUUUCGGUCUCUCCACUGGAGGCAAGAAGACCCACGACAACUCAUACUACCAGAAUCUCCUGAAGAACUCGACGUCGAAGGACAAGAAUCGCAAUUCCGGGUACUUCAAUGAUGCGAUCAACCUGACGGUAUCGAACCGUGGACAGAUCAACACUUGGAGAAAAUCCCGCCGAGCUAUGGCUUAUUCGACCGUCGGCACACCAGAUUACAUUGCUCCCGAGAUCUUCAAUGGUCAAGGAUAUACCUACCUCUGCGAUUGGUGGUCUGUUGGUGCUAUCAUGUUCGAGUGUCUUGUUGGCUGGCCCCCCUUCUGUGCCGAGGACACCACCGACACAUACCGUAAGAUCGUCAACUGGAGGGAGUGUUUAUACUUCCCCGAGGAACUUACACUCUCGCGCGAUUCAGAGGGACUCAUUAGAAGCUUCCUUUGUGACCCCGAGCACCGUAUUGGAAACGAAGGUGGCCAGUUUGGCGGUGCUACUCAAAUCAAAAAUCACCCAUUCUUCCGUGGUGUGGUAUGGGAGCAGCUUCGCAAUAUCCGUGCUCCCUUCGAGCCGAAGCUUAGCUCUAACAUUGACGUUUCCUACUUCCCCAUUGAUGAAAUUCCACAGGAAGAUACCAGCGCCAUCCAUCGUGCACAGGCCCGUGCCAUGCCGGAGGAGCAAGAGGCGGAGAUGAGCCUCCCGUUCAUCGGAUACACAUACAAGGCAUUCAAUGCCUUCCAGGCGAACUGA